This is a messenger RNA of Procambarus clarkii (red swamp crayfish), 1449 nucleotides long. Its product is annotated as proline-rich protein 36-like. Lineage: Eukaryota; Metazoa; Arthropoda; Malacostraca; Decapoda; Cambaridae. The record is from RefSeq and is a predicted model, not a curated record.
AUGACAGUCCGUCCUCUACUCUCAGAUGGGUUCCGGGACGCAAGCUUCCGUACCUCCUCUCGCGUCGCCCUACCAGCUUUCCCGCCUCCUCUCGCGUCGCCCUACCAGCUUUCCCGCCUCCUCUCGCGUCGUCCUACCAGCUUUCCCGCCUCCUCUCGCGUCGCCCUACCAGCUUUCCCGCCUCCUCUCGCGUCGCCCUACCAGCUUUCCCGCCUCCUCUCGCGUCGCCCUACCAGCUUUCCCGCCUCCUCUCGCGUCGCCCUACCAGCUUUCCCGCCUCCUCUCGCGUCGCCGUACCAGCUUUCCCGCCUCCUCUCGCGUCGCUCUACCAGCUUUCCCGCCUCCUCUCGCGUCGCCCUACCAGCUUUCCCGCCUCCUCUCGCGUCGCCCUACCAGCUUUCCCGCCUCCUCUCGCGUCGCCCUACCAGCUUUCCCGCCUCCUCUCGCGUCGCUCUAUCAGCUUUCCCGCCUCCUCUCGCGUCGCUCUACCAGCUUUCCCGCCUCCUCUCGCCUCGCUCUACCAGCUUUCCCGCCUCCUCUCGCGUCGCUCUACCAGCUUUCCCGCCUCCUCUCGCGUCGCCCUACCAGCUUUCCCGCCUCCUCUCGCGUCGCCCUACCAGCUUUCCCGCCUCCUCUCGCGUCGCCCUACCAGCUUUCCCGCCUCCUCUCGCGUCGCCCUACCAGCUUUCCCGCCUCCUCUCGCGUCGCCCUACCAGCUUUCCCGCCUCCUCUCGCGUCGCCCUACCAGCUUUCCCGCCUCCUCUCGCGUCGCCCUACCAGCUUUCCCGCCUCCUCUCGCGUCGCUCUAUCAGCUUUCCCGCCUCCUCUCGCGUCGCUCUACCAGCUUUCCCGCCUCCUCUCGCGUCGCUCUACCAGCUUUCCCGCCUCCUCUCGCGUCGCUCUACCAGCUUUCCCGCCUCCUCUCGCGUCGCCCUACCAGCUUUCCCGCCUCCUCUCGCGUCGCCCUACCAGCUUUCCCGCCUCCUCUCGCGUCGCCCUACCAGCUUUCCCGCCUCCUCUCGCGUCGCCCUACCAGCUUUCCCGCCUCCUCUCGCGUCGCCCUACCAGCUUUCCCGCCUCCUCUCGCGUCGCCCUACCAGCUUUCCCGCCUCCUCUCGCGUCGCCCUACCAGCUUUCCCGCCUCCUCUCGCGUCGCCCUACCAGCUUUCCCGCCUCCUCUCGCGUCGCUCUAUCAGCUUUCCCGCCUCCUCUCGCGUCGCUCUACCAGCUUUCCCGCCUCCUCUCGCGUCGCCCUACCAGCUUUCCCGCCUCCUCUCGCGUCGCCCUACCAGCUUUCCCGCCUCCUCUCGCGUCGCCCUACCAGCUUUCCCGCCUCCUCUCGCGUCGCCCUACCAGCUUUCCCGCCUCCUCUCGCGUCGCCCUACCAGCUUUCCCGCCUCCUCUCGCGUCGCCCUACCAGCUUUCCCGCCUAAGCUGCCGGGAGCUUAG